This is a messenger RNA of Apus apus (common swift), 3226 nucleotides long. It is a transcript of the gene DHTKD1, whose product is annotated as dehydrogenase E1 and transketolase domain containing 1. The record is from RefSeq and is a predicted model, not a curated record. Lineage: Eukaryota; Metazoa; Chordata; Aves; Apodiformes; Apodidae. Gene Ontology annotation, biological process: tricarboxylic acid cycle. Bases 6 to 2774 code for a protein of 922 amino acids. Gene Ontology annotation, molecular function: thiamine pyrophosphate binding; oxoglutarate dehydrogenase (succinyl-transferring) activity. The transcript has 17 exons.
CGGCCAUGGCGGCGGCGGCGGCGGCUGCGGGGAGCGCGGUGCGGGGCGGUCUGUGGCGGGGCGGCCUGAGGCGCUGGUACCGCACCGAGCGGGGCGUCUACGGCUACAGACCGCGGAAGGCGGCCGGCGGGGGGUCGGCGGGGCCGCGCGGCGCCGGGAAAGCAGUUGACCAUGCUCUUGCUCGUUUAGUAACUGCAUACGCUGAACAUGGCCACAAAGCAGCCAAAAUAAACCCACUGUUUGCUGGCCAAGCUGUUAUGAGCACAGUACCUGAAAUCCGAGAGUUGGCAGAAGUUCUUCAAGGGCCUCUCAUUACUACAGCAGGGCUUCUAAACAUGGGAAAAGAGGAGGCUUCCCUGGAGGAUGUGUUGGCUUACCUUGACCAUAUAUACUGUGGACAUAUUUCCAUAGAAACUAGCCAGCUUCCAACUCUGGAGGAGAGAGAGUGGUUUGCUAAAAGGUUUGAAGAGCUAAAACAAGAAGCAUUUACACCUGAAGAGAAGAAGCACUUGUGCAAGCUGAUGUUGGAGUCCCAGGAGUUUGAUCACUUCUUAGCCACGAAGUUUGCCACAGUGAAGCGGUACGGUGGUGAAGGAGCAGAGAGCAUGAUGGGUUUCUUCCAUGAGCUGUUCAAGAUGUGCGCGUACAGCGGUGUGACGGAUAUCAUUCUUGGAAUGCCUCACCGUGGAAGGCUGAAUCUUCUCACAGGUUUACUUCAGCUUCCCCCUGAGCUCAUGUUCCGUAAGAUGCGUGGUUUGAGUGAGUUUCCAGAUAAUUCAGCAGCCAUUGGAGAUGUUCUCUCCCACCUGACAUCUUCUGUAGAUCUUGACUUCGGUUCACACAGGCCUGUGCAUGUCACCUUGCUGCCUAACCCCUCACACUUGGAAGCAAUCAAUCCAGUGGCCGUGGGCAAGACACGAGGAAGGCAACAGACUCUGCUCGAUGGAGAUUAUUCCCCAGAGAGCUCUGCACAGCCUGGAGACAAAGUUAUUUGCCUGCAGGUUCAUGGCGAUGCUGCUUUCUCUGGGCAAGGGAUCGUUCCUGAAACACUGACCCUCUCUAAUCUACCACAUUUCAGAGUUGGUGGGAGCAUCCAUUUGAUUGUUAAUAACCAGCUGGGCUAUACCACUCCUCCAGAGAGAGGAAGGUCAUCCCUGUACUGCAGUGAUAUUGGCAAAAUUGUUGGAUGUGCUGUUAUCCAUGUGAAUGGGGAUGAUCCUGAAGAAGUUGUCCGUGCCACACGACUGGCUGUGGAGUAUCAACGCCAGUUCCGCAGGGACGUGAUAGUAGACUUGCUGUGCUACAGGCAGUGGGGCCACAAUGAACUUGAUGAGCCCUUCUUUACCAACCCCAGCAUGUACAAAAUCAUCAGAUCCCGUAAGAGCAUCCCAGACACGUAUGCAGAACAGCUGGUAGCUGCUGGGCUCAUGACUGAGGCUGAAGUAUCUGAGAUAAAGACGACGUACUAUUCUAAACUGAAUGAUCAUCUUGCCAACAUGACUUUGUACAGUCCACCUCCCACCAACCUGCAGUCUCACUGGAAAGGCUUGGUUGAGCCUUCUGCUCAAAUCACCACUUGGGACACAGGUAUGCCUGUGCCACUUCUGCAGUUCAUUGGAGUCAAGUCCGUAGAGGUGCCUGAGGAGCUCCAGAUGCACAGCCAUCUUCUGAAGACCUAUGCACAGUCAAGACUUCAAAAAAUGGAGGAAGGAAAAAAGCUGGACUGGGCAACAGCUGAAACUUUAGCUUUUGGUUCCCUGCUGAGCCAAGGGUUUAAUAUCAGACUAAGUGGACAAGAUGUUGGCAGAGGAACCUUUAGCCAACGACAUGCAAUGUUGGUUUGUCAGGAGACAGAUGAUACCUACAUUCCUCUGAAUCAUAUGUCCCCAGACCAGAAGGGGUUCCUAGAGGUGAGUAACAGUCCCUUGUCUGAAGAAGCUGUGCUUGGUUUUGAAUAUGGAAUGAGCAUUGAGAGCCCUAAGUUACUGCCAAUAUGGGAAGCUCAAUUUGGAGACUUCUUUAAUGGAGCCCAGAUAAUAUUUGACACUUUCAUCUCUGGAGGUGAGGCCAAAUGGCUGCUGCAGAGUGGGAUAGUAAUUCUUCUCCCCCAUGGCUAUGAUGGUGCAGGCCCCGAGCACUCAUCCUGCCGGAUGGAACGGUUCUUACAGAUGUGUGACAGCUCAGAAGAGGGAGUUGAUGGGGACCAGGUCAACAUGUCAAUUGUGCAUCCCACUACCCCAGCACAGUAUUUCCAUUUACUCCGACGACAAAUGGUCCGAAACUUCAGGAAACCUCUCAUUGUUGUGUCUCCCAAAGUGUUACUCAGGCUCCCUGCUGCUGUGUCAAGUUUUGAAGAAAUGGCCCCAAGGACAACAUUCAGGCCUGUCAUUGGUGACUCCUCAGUAGAUGCUAAAAGUGUCACCCAGGUGGUGAUCUGUUCUGGUAAGCAUUACUAUGCUUUGGUGAAGCAAAGAGAGACCCUAGGAGAGAAACAGCACCACACAGCUAUUCUGAGACUUGAAGAACUGUGUCCUUUUCCCCUGGAAGCUCUACAGCAAGAGUUGAGCAAAUACAGCCGUGCAAAAGUCUUCAUCUGGAGUCAGGAGGAACCACAGAACAUGGGUCCAUGGUCCUUUGUGUCACCACGGUUUGAAAAGCAGCUGGGGGUUAAGCUCCGUCUUGUGAGCAGACCUCCUUUACCAGCCCCAGCAGUUGGCAUUGGAACCCUGCACCACCAGCAGCAGGAAGACAUUCUCACCAAAACAUUUAUCUAAGUUUUUAAAGGACGGACUGUUCCUGCUGUCAGUCAUGUUUGGUGCCUCCUCCUGUGAAGAGCAAAAGCCAGAGCCUUAAGACUUUUUUCAGUUCAACAAAUCAGGGAAAAAAAGAAUGGAACAAGUUCUGUAAUGAUGAAGCAAUUUUUUCAUGUAGGGGAAUACCUAAAGAUGAGAAGUGAUGCCUGUUACUCUAGAUACUUCUUGUUGUCUUGUAGUAUUUUCUACAAAACAUCUUUUUAAAGUAAAAAAAAAAGUAAAAAAAUCCAGUCCAGGGGGCAGAACAAUGAGCUGGAUAUAAAAUACCUUGUAUCAUGUUGCUUAUCUGCACUUGGCAGUUCCCUGGGAUGGUGCAUGUGUGGAAACAGUUUCCAUUUCCACAGAAGCAUUAGUGCUUUAUGGUUGAAUAAAUGCUUCCCUAUGCCUGGGAAAAAGCCUUUUCUGUAGCAGAA